AUGACUCCGGCCUUUAUAGCGGACUCUGAUGAGGAGUCUGAAACUGAUACUUUUUCGCCUCCGCCCGCGGCCCAGGUAGAGGAGCCCUCGUUUGCAAGCACCAAUUCUGAGCCUGUUAGCCUGGCCACAUCUUCCACGGAUACCACCUUUUUCCAGGGCAUAUACCACGAACAGCAGAUCGCCGCCGCCAGGGAGCAACAACUCAGAACUCACGGAGGUCUCAAUGAGACUCUACCGCCUACGGCUCCUACCGGGACCGAGCAAACAGACCCCGUCUCGUUGCCGUCGCAGUAUCCAGAGGGCACUCCAUUGACGGUCGGGGAUACUAAUCGUAGCAACGCUUCGAAUCCCAUCAAAUCAGCCAUUAUGAGGGGAAAGAAGGUUAGACAAGAUACCGUUCGGGCCGCAGAUCCGUACGCGUUUCCAAGCAGCGCGGAGGAGGAUGAAAGCCGUGGCGGGCAUCGCGCCGGCCGUAUGAUGGCUGUCAGCUCAUCUCUGGCUUAUCGCGGGGCUGGAGUGGGGGGAGUCGACGAGGAAGAUGCAAUGGGACCGCCUCUUAGGAAGAGGCAACGGUUAAAUCCGCGCGGUAACGACUGCAUCGACAGUUCACUACCACCCACUGCACCACAGAUGUACAGCAGCAUCCCGCCCACCAUGCCUCCAGUUGUUGUUGAUGAAAUCACUAACAACGAAAUCACCGAACGUUCAAGCACCCAGUUAGUUCCUACCAUGGAUAUCAGCGAUGAUCCGUCACUCAUGAUCCACCCUCGAGGCUUGACCAGCAACCAGAAGCAGCAAUACAUUGCAGUGGACUUGGCAGCGCGAGAGGGGAAUGAAGAUAUUAUGAACCAGACCCCUCGGCAGUCGAGAGCUAGAUCUCAACGUCAAAGGACAAACGCGACCGCGUCCAAGCCAGACACUCCGAAACGACGUGCCAAGUCUAAACCAGACAAAGACGUUGUUAAAUCUCCACAGCUCGGCACACCGGAACAGACACAGGAGGGAAAGCAUAUAGUUGUCCUUGACGAUAGCGAAGACGAAGCAUACGGAGGGAAUGAUACCCAGGUCGUCAAAGAAAUCGAGAGGAAGCUCGCUGCAGAUGAAAUACAGCCGCUAACAACUCCAGCGACAAAGAGGACAAGGGGGAGGCCAAAAAAGGCGGAGAGCCAGGCACAAGGAGCUCUCGCUAUACCAUCGGAACCAAAAAGGGCACCAGAGUCUGGAAGAGCUUCAAAGAAAAGAGGCCGGCCAAGAAAAGCCGAAACGGCGGUGGUCGUGGAGACCAAGCUGGAGGUAGUGGAAGAAGAUGAAGCACAGACUGAAGUUCCAGAAGGAGGAGGAGCCAAGCACGAAAAGAUAAUUACGACUGAUGUCAAGACGGAGGACCAAACAAAGCCAAACGAUGUUAAAGUUGACGAUGAAAAGGCCGCCGGCGGUUCUCUUGUGACAGCCAAAAAGACGCCACAGAAACCGGCUGGCAAGCGAAUAGAAACACCACAAAUGGGCAGUACAGGCAAACCUCUGUAUCGAAUAGGAUUGAGCAAGCGAUCAAGGAUCGCGCCGUUGCUCAAGUCGCUCCCGAAAUGA
Cordyceps militaris CM01 is the source of this 1587-nucleotide messenger RNA. RefSeq lists its product as uncharacterized. The transcript has a single exon. The record is from RefSeq and is a predicted model, not a curated record. NCBI's taxonomy places the organism in Eukaryota, Fungi, Ascomycota, Sordariomycetes, Hypocreales, Cordycipitaceae. Gene Ontology annotation, molecular function: DNA binding. Bases 1 to 1587 code for a protein of 528 amino acids.